AUGGAUGUCAAAACAGGAUAAUAACAAGCCAAAUUUGAUGGUCAUACUAGUUUUGUCUACUCAGUCUGUUUCUCUCCUGAUGGAAAUACAUUAGCUUCUGGUAGUUAUGAUAAAUCUAUCCGUCUAUGGGAUAUAAAGAAUGGAAAAGAAAUUUAAUCUGAUGACAAAAAUUAUAAAUAUAUUCUUACCUAGUUUUAAAUACCACUUUAGAAGAGCUCAUUAUUACCAAAUAGUAUUUAUUAUUUAUUAUUAUUUAGUUGGGCCAGAUAGUACAAUACUUAGGAUUUGUUAGAAUUUGAAUAAAGGUUUUAAUUCUUUCCCUAAAUGA
Paramecium pentaurelia is the source of this 328-nucleotide messenger RNA. The record is from the annotation of a GenBank genome assembly. Lineage: Eukaryota; Ciliophora; Oligohymenophorea; Peniculida; Parameciidae.